This is a messenger RNA of Pristis pectinata (smalltooth sawfish), 2319 nucleotides long. Its product is annotated as collagen alpha-6(VI) chain-like. Bases 85 to 1599 code for a protein of 504 amino acids. The transcript is spliced from 6 exons. Lineage: Eukaryota; Metazoa; Chordata; Chondrichthyes; Rhinopristiformes; Pristidae. The record is from RefSeq and is a predicted model, not a curated record. Gene Ontology annotation, molecular function: serine-type endopeptidase inhibitor activity.
AGUGGAGCAUGCCCAGCCUAUCCCACGGAGCUGGCCUUCGCUCUGGACACAUCUUCAGAUGUCACUCCUCCUUUAUUUGAAAGGAUGAAGAAAAUUGUAAUUAAUUUCCUGCAGGAUAUUAACAUCGCUGAAAACAACUGUCCCACAGGUGCCCGCGUAGCUGUUCUUACUUACCAUAAUGAAGCAAAGCCUUUCAUUCGAUUUUCAGACUUCAGGAAAAAACAGUUACUUCUGAAAAAAAUUGAAGAAAUAGGUCGUGAACGAUCCAGCAAGAAACGGAAUAUGGGGAACAGUAUGCAGUUUGUGGCCAGAAAUACUUUUAAGCGAGUUCGUAAUGGUGUCCUUGUGAAGAAAAUAGCCGUGUUUCUCGCUAAUGGAGCAUCCAAAGACACAAAGGCCAUUUCUGUAGCUGCCACACAUUUCAGUGCUUCAAAUAUCAUGCCAGUUAUCAUUUCAUUCAAAGACAUCCCUGAAGUGAAGCGGGCUUUUAAGGUUGACAUUGAAGCAUCAGCUAAGGUGAUUGUAUUGCCAAGGCAGCAACAAGAAUCCAAGAAAUUGUUACGCAGAGUCAUCCAGUGCACACUUUGCCUUGAUGAAUGUGAACCAAACAUCACGUGUCUGGCAGACGUACAGCCAUCUCCUCUACCUGUGAACCUGGAUUUAGCUUUUGUUGUUGAUGAUUCAGAACAAAUGGAAUCCAUGUAUUCAGAAACUGUGCAGAAUUUCUUAAAUUCCAUGCUUAACACAUUUCUAAAGUCCGCAGAACCAAAAGCUUCUGAACUUCAUCCCAGUGUGGCUAUUGUACAACACACUCCAAAUUACACACCGAGAUAUGGGAAAGACCAACACAGAAUGGAAUUUGCAAUUUUGGAUUAUAAUACAAAAACACUAAAGAAGAGACACAUCCAAGACAUAGUCAGUCAGCCAAAGGGUUCUUCUGGCAUUGGCAGCACUAUUGAAUGGAGCCUGAAGAAUUUCUUCUUGAAUAUCACCAAUCAGCAGACUCACAAGGUUAUCUUUACAAUAUUUUCGGGUGAAACUAAUAUGGAUAAUUGGAAGUUACUGGAAGUAUCACAUGAAGCUAAGUGUAAAGGCUUUGCAGUAUUUGCAUUGGUCCUUGGAGAGGUAGCGAACACUACAAUUCUGGAAGAGUUUGUCAGUUUCCCUUUUGAGCAACAUUUAGUUUACCUGGACAAAGGCCUGGAGGCUGAAAUAGAAUAUGCACAGAAGUUUGCAGUGGCUUUUCUGAAAAGCCUGGCAACUGGAAUCAACAGCUAUCCCCCUCCAGAUGUUGCAAUGGAAUGCAAAGGAAUAAAGCCUCAGGAGACAGAAAAAGAUGCACAAGAAGAGCCAUCUAUUAAUUUACAGCUGUUGGUUGUUAUGGAUGAUUCGGAGAAUCCCCAAAGUUACAUCAACAAUAAUGAUCUGUGUGUACUGAAGCAGGAGGAAGGGCUUUGUCAUAAUUACACCAUAAAGUGGUUCUUUGACAACAAAAAGGGCUGCAGACGAUUCUGGUAUGGUGGCUGCGGAGGAAAUGCAAACAGAUUUGACACACGACAGGACUGUGAAACCGCAUGUGUAAAACAUUCCCUAUUGUAAAAUGCACCAGAAUAUAUUAAGGUGUGUCUGACCAUAAGAUGUGGUGAAACAUUGCAUCAGGUUAAUUAAAAUCUUUUGUGUGAGUUGUUAGUAGAGAAGCAUGUUCAGUUGUAACAGACACUGUUGAACUGGUUUCAGAGCUAUAUUGUCUGCUCACAUCAAUUCUGAAAGGGGAAAUUCCCAUCUUCUAUGUAUGCAUAGUUGCAAGCCUGUACAUACUUACAUACAGCUGUAUAAGUAUAAAAUUGUGAUGCUGGAGCUUUUGACAUUGAGGCAAAAAUCAUGAUUAUUUGCAUUGUGACUGUUUACACUGUAGUUGCUACAUGGUGCAAACAUUAUCAGACCAUUCUUUUCAAGUUCCACUAACACCAACUGCUUGCUUGGAUUAUAGUCUCAAUUAUCAUUAACUUGUAGGCAUUUUUGACAAAUAUUUGUCUCAGGCAAAACAUUCAAUUACUUGAAAUGAAAGAUAUAUGUGGAAGAACAUACAAAGCGCAGAACAAGUGUAUGAUUGAUAAUAAUCUCGGAUCUCUUACCUAUUAAGAGCUUGAACAAUACUUAUUUCACUUAUAAACUAUAGAACAGCUUUCAUGUGUUUUAGUGUGCAACAAGAAACAAAAUCAUGAACCUUAACUCCCAAGCAGGAAGAGUGAUAGCGGAAGUCCUCAAGAAGAGGUGCAUAGAUGUCUAUGCAAAGUUAACCUGUAUCUGUUCAAUCCA